AUGGAGGGGACCGAUGGUGACGGCAAUUGUGUGUGCUUCCCCUAUGACGUGCUACUCGGCAUCCUCCGUCGUCUUCCCUGCCACACCCUCGCUAAGUCCCGGCGCGUCUGCCAUGCGUGGCGCAUCAUCAUUGACGCCCACAAUCUACUUCUCCUCCCGAUGGUGUUCUUCGACGUGACCAUCGGCGGCGCCCCCGCAGGCCGCAUCGUGAUGGAGCACUUCGCCAAGGACGUGCCCAAGACGGCGGAGAACUUCCGCACUCUCUGCACCAGCGAGAAUGGCGUCGACAAGAGCGGCAAGCCGCUGCACUACAAGGGCAGCGCGUUCCACCGCGUAAUCCCCGGCUUCAUGUGCCAGGGCGGUGACAUCAUCAGGGGCAACGGCCUUGGCGGCGAGUCCAUCUAUGGGAUGAUCUCUAUGGCCAACGCGGGGCCCAACACCAACAGCUCACACUUCUUCAUCUGCACCGUCCCCUGCUCGUGGCUCAACGGCAAGCACGUCGUCUUCGGCGGGGUCAUCGUGGGCAUGGCCGUUGUUAUCAUUUUUUGA
This is a messenger RNA of Triticum dicoccoides, 549 nucleotides long. Its product is annotated as peptidyl-prolyl cis-trans isomerase-like. Gene Ontology annotation, cellular component: cytoplasm. Bases 1 to 549 code for a protein of 182 amino acids. Gene Ontology annotation, molecular function: cyclosporin A binding; protein binding; peptidyl-prolyl cis-trans isomerase activity. The transcript is spliced from 2 exons. Lineage: Eukaryota; Viridiplantae; Streptophyta; Magnoliopsida; Poales; Poaceae. Gene Ontology annotation, biological process: protein peptidyl-prolyl isomerization; protein folding. The record is from RefSeq and is a predicted model, not a curated record.